AUGUCCCAGCAAGUCAUUGCCAAUGGCGCAUCCACGCCCAAGGUUUUGAUCCCAGAAAAGGUGUCUCCCGACGGCCUUGCGUUGCUGCGCGCUUCCCUGGACGUCCACGAGAAAAAGGGUCUUAGCCCAGAACAACUGCACCAUAUCAUCCCGGAAUAUGAAGCUCUCAUAGUGAGAUCCGAGACCAAAGUCACCUCCUCCUUGCUUUCAGCGGGAAAGAAGCUCCGUGUCGUUGCUCGCGCUGGCGUUGGUGUCGACAAUGUUGAUCUCGAGGCUGCCACCAAGCUGGGCAUCAUCGUUGUCAACAGUCCUCAAGGCAACAUCAAUGCCGCCGCUGAACACACUAUUGCAUUGCUUAUGGCUACCGCCCGCAACGUUGCCGAGGCUUCCAUGAGCAUCAAGUCUGGCAAAUGGGAACGGAGUAAGCUCGUCGGCGUCGAAGUGAAGGGCAAAACCCUUGCCAUUGUCGGAUUGGGAAAAGUUGGUCUGACCGUCGCUCGAGCUGCUGGAGGCCUUGGCAUGAAUCUCGUGGCUUAUGAUCCUUAUGCCAACAUAACUGCUGCUGCCUCUGCAAACGUCGAUCUCGUGGAUUCGCUUGAAGAAUUGCUGGAACGAGCCGAUUUCCUGACCCUGCACACGCCAAUGAUAGCGUCUACGAAAGGACUUAUUGGAUUGCACGAGCUUUCCAAGAUGAAGAAGACGGCGCGCGUUCUCAACGUCGCGCGUGGAGGUAUCAUUGACGAGGCCGCUCUCUUGGAAGCUGUGGAAUCCGGCGUCAUUGCAGGCGCGGGUAUCGAUGUCUUCACCUCUGAGCCACCCAAACCUGACGACGCCGCCUCCAAAUUGAUCGCCCAUCCCAAAGUAGUUGCUACACCUCAUCUGGGCGCUUCCACGGUAGAGGCACAGGAAAAUGUUUCAAUAGAUGUUUGCGAGCAAGUCUUGUCAAUUCUGCAAGGUCAGCUACCGCGAAGCGCAGUCAACGCUCCCAUUAUCAUGGCCGAGGAAUAUCGCACGCUGGCACCAUUCGUCGCCCUACUGGAGAAGAUUGGAUCGUUGUACACCCAACACUUCGGUCCUUCAAACACUCUUCAACGUCUGCGUCCGACCUUUGACCUCACAUAUGAGGGCUCGCUGGCUUCCACCAAGACCACCAAACCGCUCUUUGCCGCUUUGAUCAAGGGUCUGCUUCUACCUAUUACCAACACCGAGAACACGAACAUCAACAUUGUCAAUGCCGAACUUGUUGCGAAAGAGCGCGGCAUCUUGGUCAACGAAUCUCGUUCCAGAGAGAAGGUUGAUCAGGAAGGUUUCACCGCUUCUGUCACUCUACGCGCCCGUGCUGAUCCACGCUCUCCAUCUGCCAGCCGUGGCACCCGCCCAGACACGAUGAGACGCACCGACACAGGCCGGGUCAAGAAAAUAGAAGAUCAAGUCAUCUCUGGUUUUAUAUCGAACAACACUCCUUUUAUUUCCAGAUUGGGUCGCUUCAGUACCUCAUUCGUGCCCGAAGGUAAUCUGCUCAUCUGCAGGAACUACGACGAGCCCGGCAAGAUCGGUGCUGUCGGUGGAAGACUGGGCAAGUCUGGAGUGAAUAUCAAAUUCAUGACCGUUGCACCAAUCGAUAUGGGACAACAGAGUCCUUUGGCGACAAGCGAUCCACAAGCGCCUGGAGCUGAUGGACACACUCCAGAGAACGAAGCCCUCAUGAUCCUGGGCGUGGACAGGGCAAUUGACGACGCUGUGAAACAGGAUCUUCUGGGCGAGAGCGGCGUGUUCGAAGUUGGUGUUGUCACGCUUUGAUCGUGGGUGUGAAAUGGGGGAGGCUCGGAGGCACUGGCGCACAGGAGGCAAAAGCGAUGCAUUGUUUCAACACAUCCUGGCAAGACUAGAUCAGAAAGGACUAAAGUAUAUGCGUAGCCGAGAAGAAAACAAAAUUAUAAGUGCAUACGCUC
This is a messenger RNA of Pseudocercospora fijiensis CIRAD86, 1952 nucleotides long. RefSeq lists its product as uncharacterized. Gene Ontology annotation, biological process: L-serine biosynthetic process. The record is from RefSeq and is a predicted model, not a curated record. Gene Ontology annotation, molecular function: phosphoglycerate dehydrogenase activity; NAD binding. Bases 1 to 1800 code for a protein of 599 amino acids. NCBI's taxonomy places the organism in Eukaryota, Fungi, Ascomycota, Dothideomycetes, Mycosphaerellales, Mycosphaerellaceae. The transcript is spliced from 3 exons.